GCCCGUCUUGGCAAGGCCUCAGGCAGCGCCUUGGCUGUGGCUGCCUCGGUCGUGGUCAAGGCAGCCCAAGGCAUACCGCUGGCGCGGACUCUGCUGCGGAGCGCCUUGGAGACCGGUGAGAACCCUCACGAGGCGGCACUGUUGCGCCUGGCCACUGCCUUGCGCGGCGACCUUUCCUGGCGGUGGGUGCUUCAGGUGCUUGAUGAGCUCCAGGCUUACGCGGUGCAGGCACCGGCUAUCCUUUCCAACACCGCAGUUGGUGUCUGUGCAUCUUAUGGUCUUUGGCAGCAGGCCAUUCUGAUCCUCAACACGAUGAGGGAAGGAGCAAGUCGACAUAAGCAGAGAUCCUUUCCAGCGAUCGUUUGCUUCAAUAGUGCGCUAAGCGCCUGCGAACGUGCGGCUAUGCCAGAGCCGGCUAUCAAGCUGCUGAGGGACAUGCUGGAAUGCCGCGCAUCGCCAGAUGUCACAAGUUUCGCUCGUGUGGCUGGAGCCUUCGGUCGUCAGACCGGCUGGGAGAUGGCCGUAGCCCUUUGCCUGGCUGCACGGAAGCGCGGCCUGCAGCCAGAUGAGGCUCUGAAUUUGUAUAGCCAGAUGGAGCACUCCGAUUCGCAAGACUUAGACGAGGACGCCUUCCUCACGGUGUCAAUCACUUUGGAGGUCCUUUUUGUUGCGAAGGUGAUGUGGAAUGUGGUGGCAUACCGCCAUCAACUGCAGGCGGCUGCCUAUCGAAGUGUCAUGGCCUUGUGUCAGAUCUGCCAGAAGGAUGGCAGUGUGACCCCCGCUGAAGAAGCAGCAAUCGCACGGGAAAUCUCAGAGAUGCGCCUGCGAAUGGCGCGCAGGUACGUUCAAGUGCUGGCUGCAACUUCAUUUGCGAUGGUGUUGUCCAUUCAGCGAAACCUGAUCUUAGAUAGUCCGCGGUGGAUGACGGCGCCACUCACGUGGCUUGUGCUCGGCAUUUUUGCUUUGCUGGUCAUCAUUCAGCUUCAUUCCUGCAUGCUGUCAGUGUCCACUCUCAGCUUGUGGUACGUUUUAGGAACAAUCGUCACAGCCGUUGGGUUUUCUCCACUAUUUGUGCCCGCUGAACAGCUGACCAUUUUGUCAGUGGUUGUACUCGUGCUUUUUCGGCUCCCGUUUGCCAUCAUGGCACAGCACCCUCUGCUCACAGUGGCUGGCAAUCUGGUUGUUGCCACUGGCGUGUAUGUGCGCACUACCUUUGACGAUUUUGACAGCACUUUGGGAGCUUGGUUCACCGUGCAAGUGGAGGUAUCCUGCUCGCUGAUGGUCAUCACAAUGUCAUUCAUUUUGCAAGCGGCGUUGCAACAAAUGGCUCAGCAGUUCAUAAAGAGCGUCAAAGCUGCCACCGAGCUUAAUGCCGCAUCGGCCUUAUUGCGCUUAACCUGCGAUGCGGUGGUAGAGCUUGACGCGGACCUGAGGAUCACCGUUUGCUCCAAUGCAGAUGAGCUGGCAAGCAUGUUCCUGCGGGGCAGCUCGGGGUCUGCUCUCGCUGGUGUCAGCUUCACUGACUUCGUGUCAUCCCCUCAAGAGAAACAGCGGGCUGUGGAAAUUCUCAAUAGCCUCCCUGAAGAUAUGGGGUCAGAUGGCUUGGCAGAUACUGCCAACAGCGUUUCCGCCAAGGCCUUCCACACACGGCUGGUUGACAGCUGCAGUAGCAAGUUCCGCACAGAGGUCUUUCAGGUGAGCUACCGCAAAGUAGAUGGAAAGGUCUACCACCUUAUUGGGCUGCGAGACUUCACGGACCAAGCCUGCCUUGCUGGCCAUUGCGCCGUUGACGCCAUGGAAGACCGCACAAGUACUUUUCCUGCGCACUUGCAGGAUGCCUCUGCCCUGCGCAGCUUUUCCCCAAGCGUUUCUGCAACCUGCGCACCUGACCAGGAGGAUGGGCCUGAGCCGCCCUCAAGACUCGUCUUGCUGGAGCUGGAUAUUGCUUUCAUGCAGAUCUAUGCUGCCUCCGCCCCGCUGGGGUAUCUAGCUGGGAAGCAACUCACAGAGAUUUUCUCAAAUGACGUGACGCAUUCAUUCAAGCAGCUGUGGGACGAGGUUUUGACGCUGGAUGAAAGGGGUGAACUGAAUUCAAAAUUGAUGUCAUUCGGUGGUGUCGAGAUGCGCUUCACCUCUAAGAGGACAGUGCAGAUCAAUGGGACCGUGGAGGUAACCAAGACAGCCACAGGUGAGCUGGAAUUCUUCUUAUGCUUCCGCAUGCCACCCUCCUCAAAGGGUCUGAAGAAGCUUUCAAGAAGAUCCUUUCGAGGAUCUGGCAACAGCUCAGGCGGCGCACUCCUCCCGCCAAGUCCAACAUCUUCUCUGUGCUCCCUUUAA
This is a messenger RNA of Symbiodinium pilosum, 2337 nucleotides long. Lineage: Eukaryota; Dinophyceae; Suessiales; Symbiodiniaceae. The record is from the annotation of a GenBank genome assembly.